CUUGUUCACUCUUUGCAGCUUUCAGCAACACAUUCAGAUAAUAGUCAUUCCUCAAGACCAAUUAGAAGUAGUUCAGUUACUCGCCCUUCCAUAUCAUCUACUGUGCACCACAAUACCUAUUCCUCCAAUUCUAACAGAUCCUCCUCAAUGCUCAAUACCAGCUCAAUGUCAGUUACAUCUUCUAGACCAUCUACUCCAACUAGCCGCUCAAGUUCUACCGCAAGACCUAUAACUCCAUCUGCCCGUCUAGUGCAAUCACGUUCAUCUACUCCUGCGAAAUCCCGGCCAGCUCCCACUAGUUCUUAUGGAGAGAAAACCCGAGUUACCCAGAACUCAAGACCAUCAACCCCAACUAACAGAUCUCAAACAACUGGAAACUUGAGUUCUAUAUCGGCUCGAUCAAAUUCACGGCCAUCAACUCCCACUCGUCGGACCGCUACUCCAGCUCCUGCUUCAGCUCCAGCAGCAGGUCGCUCCAUUUCUGUGGGACGGGUCCUUCCAAAUGGCCGGAAUUCAGCACCACCAUCUCGAGGAAGCUCUCCAAGUCCACGACCACGCCCUCCACAGAAGCCAAUUGUUCCCCCUGAUUUCCCACAUGAAACACCACCAAACCUGAGGACAACAUUGCCAGACCGACCUGUAUCUGCGGGUAGAUCUCGCCCAGGCGUUGCAGUCACUGCCAGGGGAAACUCAGAGACAUCAGUGUCCGGCCGAGCUCAGGUGGAGAAGUUAUUGCACUAUAUUAUGGAAAAAUCUCCAGAGGAUGCGAAAAGCAAGCAUGUUUUCACGUACACCGCUUUGACUUGA
Messenger RNA from Macadamia integrifolia, 807 nucleotides. RefSeq names its product sialidase-like. Gene Ontology annotation, biological process: cortical microtubule organization. NCBI's taxonomy places the organism in Eukaryota, Viridiplantae, Streptophyta, Magnoliopsida, Proteales, Proteaceae. The transcript has 2 exons. Gene Ontology annotation, cellular component: cortical microtubule. The annotation marks the transcript as partial. The record is from RefSeq and is a predicted model, not a curated record.